GGGGAGGAGGAGGGCUGGCACCGGAGCGCCGCGGUGUCGGUGCAAUAAAAAUGCAUCCCAUGGAACUGCCCAUGGAGAAGGACGGGACCGAGCCGCGGCGGCCACAGGAGGUGGGAAAAGCGGAGGAGGACGGCCGGGAGGCGGCGGCGGCCGGGAAGUGAAAGGUCUCGCAAAGUUCAGCUUUGGCUGCGGGCGCCGAGCCCCGAGCGAGCGGCUCACCCGCCCUCCGGGCCGCUCUGCGGGCAGCGGCCAGGCCGGCUAUGGUCCCGGGGCUCCCGCUGUUCCUGAGCUGCCCGGGCCCCGCCAGGCCGGUGCGCGACGGUCACCCCGCAGCCUGGCGCGGCCCCGGCCCGCGGCUCCGCGCCCACGGUGCCCACUGAGCGAGCCUGGCGCCCCGGGAGGAAGAAGAACCACAGAGCCCCGGGUGCUCCCGAGGACCACUGGCGCUUCAUCCCACCCGCUCCCGCCGCUGCCCGGCCAUGGGGAGCUGCGCACGGCUGCUGCUGCUCUGGGGCUGCUCGGCGGUGGCCGCAGGACUGAGUGGAGUAGCUGGAGCUAAUUCCCGCUGUGAGAAGGCCUGCAACCCUCGCAUGGGAAACUUGGCUUUGGGAAGAAAACUCCGGGCAGACAGCACCUGUGGUCAGAACGCCACGGAACUGUUCUGCUUCUACAGCGAGAACGCUGACCUCACUUGCCGGCAGCCCAAAUGUGACAAGUGCAACGCUGCUCACCCUCAUCUGGCCCACCUGCCCUCUGCUAUGGCAGACUCAUCCUUCAGGUUUCCCCGUACAUGGUGGCAGUCUGCAGAGGAUGUGCACAGGGAAAAGAUCCAGUUAGACCUGGAAGCAGAAUUCUAUUUCACUCACCUAAUUAUGGUGUUCAAGUCUCCCAGACCUGCAGCCAUGGUGCUGGACCGGUCCCAGGACUUUGGAAAGACAUGGAAGCCUUACAAGUACUUUGCAACCAACUGCUCAGCUACUUUUGGCCUGGAAGAUGAUGUUGUCAAGAAGGGAGCUAUUUGCACGUCUAGAUACUCAGAUGCUUUUCCAUGCACCGGAGGAGAGGUUAUUUUCAGAGCUCUGUCACCACCGUAUGACACAGAAAACCCUUACGGUGCCAAAGUACAGGAGCAACUGAAGAUCACCAGCCUCCGAGUGCAGCUGCUCAAGCGACAGCCCUGCCCUUGUCAGGGAAAUGACUUGAACAUGAAGCCUCAACAUUCUACACACUAUGCAAUCUAUGAUUUCAUUGUCAAGGGCAGCUGCUUCUGCAAUGGCCACGCUGAUCAGUGUGUGCCUGUUGAUGGCUUCAGACCGGUCAAGGCCCCAGGAGCAUUCCAUGUGGUGCACGGGAAGUGUAUGUGCAAACACAACACAGCAGGCAACCACUGUCAACAGUGUGCUCCAUUGUACAACGACCGGCCCUGGGAAGCGGCAGAUGGCAGAACAGGGUCUCCUAAUGAGUGCAGAACCUGCAAGUGCAAUGGGCAUGCCGACACCUGUCACUUCGACAUCAACGCGUGGGAGGCGUCGGGGAACCGCAGCGGCGGCGUCUGCAACAACUGUCAGCACAACACUGAAGGACAGCACUGUCAGCGCUGUAAGCCCGGUUUCUACCGUGACCUCAGGAGACCCUUCUCUGCCCCAGAUGCUUGCAAAGCCUGCUCCUGCCAUCCAGUUGGAUCAGCCACCCUUCCUUCCAGCUCGGUGACCUUCUGUGACCCUAGCAAUGGUGACUGCCCCUGCAAGCCUGGGGUGGUAGGACCACACUGUGACAGGUGCAUGGUGGGAUACUGGGGCUUUGGAAGCUACGGAUGCAGGCCUUGCGACUGUGCAGGGAGCUGUGACCCACUCACAGGAGACUGCAUCAGCAGUAGUGCUGCCGUGGACUGGUACCAUGAGCUCCCCGCCUUCCCGUCUCCACACAAUAAGAGCGAGCCGGCCUGGGAGUGGGGCGAUGAACAAGGCUUCUCUGCACUCCGACACUCGGGUAAAUGUGACUGUAAGGAACAAGUGUUAGGAAACCCCAAGGCAUUCUGUGGAAUGAAGUAUUCAUACGUGUUAAAAAUCAAGAUUUUAUCAGCACAUGAUAAAGGCUCACACGCCGAGGUCAAUGUGAAGAUAAAAAAGGUCUUACAGUCGACGAAACUGAAGGUCUUACCAGGCAAGCGAACGCUGUAUCCAGAGUCCUGGACAAACAGAGGCUGCACGUGCCCAAUCCUGAACCCAGGUCUGGAGUACCUUGUAGCUGGACACGAGGACGUCAGGACAGGCAAACUGGUUGUGAAUAUGAAAAGCUUUGUCCAGCGCUGGAAACCGGCUCUCGGGAGAAGAGUCAUGCAUAUCUUAAAAAGAGAGUGCAAGUAGCCCCUGGAUGUGUGAAGAAGCCCCUGGAGGUGUGAAGAAGCACACAAAGGCUCUUCCCUGGUUAGAGACUCAAGUGAGAUGAGAAAGAGAUCUCGAAGUGAAACUGGAAUAUUUCUUAAGUGCCAAAAAGCAGAAAAAUGUUCCAAUGUGUAGGCCUUGUCUGACCUAUCUGCUCUGGAUCUGUGUUUGAUUUCAGCUUUGUUUCAUAAGGAGAAGGGAAAACCCCUGAGCCGAUAGCUGCUUCCCGUGGAGCUGGUUCCCAAUGUCACAGCUACGGAGAGUAUUUUAAUGGCAACAUGAUCUUUAGCACUCACCCAUUAAGGGCUGUAUCCCUGGGAAGGUCCCCUCCCAGCUUUAGAUAUGUGCAUUGUAUUUGAUGCUAUUUAAGGAAUUAAUGCGAUUUUUAGGAACCCCUCCCCCCAACUCUACUGUCAGCAAAGGCAUUUCUUAAAAAGAGCCUUGUCUUGUGUGCUGUGUGUGGACACGGGUGUGUGGGAUGGGAAAGGAACUUCUCCGUGUAUAUAUAGUAUUUCUUCGCGUAAAGCACUUUACCUACCACUGGUGUGAAAGUUCGGAGACCGCUGUGGACAGGAAGAAAAGAGAAGGGUGGUGUGAAGACCUAUUGAAACCGAGGCCACUGUGGGAGACACAGCAACCGUGACAAAGAAAACUCUCUGCUGUUCCGCUCUCCACACUGGGAGAAACGCUGGAAAGAUACAACGGGAAAGGAGAAUGUUUGCGUGAGGUCUCUGAGAGGUUACAAGACACUGGUCAUGAUGAAACUUAAAAAAGAAAGAGAGAUAGAGAGACUCCAGGUCAAGAGGAAGAAACCAUAAGCACAGACAGAUGUUUGCAUGCAGGGAGAGUAGGCUUCACAUGUCGAAAGACUCAACUACUUGUGAUGCACUUGUACACACUUGGAAAAUUAUUGUAAACACAGAAUUUGUUCUAUUUUUGUGUUUAGUAUUUAAACGUGAACAUUGGACCAGUUUUCUUUCUUCUUUUAUUAACAGUACAUGGUCAUGACAUUUACCUGUUUUGCUAACACAGCAUAUGUGAUAGUUCAGCACACUACUGUUUUUCACUAUCUUUUAUUUUCUUUACCCAGGCAUGGCCACUCUGUGUACAGUACCGACUGUACUGGAAUUUGCAAACCAGCACCACAGUGCCGAAACCUUAGGUUCAUAUCCGGGUCAUCUUUUUCCCCGAGGUCCUGUGGACUCACAAAUAUAUAUAUAUAUAUAUAUAUAUAUAUAUAUAUAUAUAUAUAUAUAUAUUGCUUUGUGAAAUUUUUAUAUUUCAUGUAUGUAAUAAAGGAAUAUGACCUCCUGACC
Messenger RNA from Phodopus roborovskii (desert hamster), 3700 nucleotides. It is a transcript of the gene Ntn4, whose product is annotated as netrin 4. Gene Ontology annotation, molecular function: protein binding. Lineage: Eukaryota; Metazoa; Chordata; Mammalia; Rodentia; Cricetidae. The transcript has 10 exons. Gene Ontology annotation, biological process: cell migration; substrate adhesion-dependent cell spreading; basement membrane assembly. The coding region runs from base 480 to 2366 and encodes 628 amino acids. Gene Ontology annotation, cellular component: laminin trimer. The record is from RefSeq and is a predicted model, not a curated record.